Molecule: messenger RNA, 1422 nt
Organism: Callorhinchus milii (elephant shark)
Lineage: Eukaryota; Metazoa; Chordata; Chondrichthyes; Chimaeriformes; Callorhinchidae
Gene: vdac2
Product: voltage dependent anion channel 2
Biological process (GO): monoatomic anion transmembrane transport
Cellular component (GO): mitochondrial outer membrane
Molecular function (GO): voltage-gated monoatomic anion channel activity
Source: RefSeq, marked provisional
UCCUUCACUUCGCCCUUCCCCCGGAGAGGAGACCGAGCGACUGACUCACCGACCGCUCCGCUCCGCAGACACCCGCCAGAUAUAAUGGCUGUACCUCCAUCAUACGUAGACCUUGGCAAGUCAGCCAGAGAUGUUUUCAACAAAGGCUAUGGUUUUGGGUUGGUAAAGCUUGAAGUGAAAACCAAGUCAGCAAGCGGAGUGGAAUUUACAACUUCCGGUUUAUCAAACACUGAAACUGCCAAAGUAUCGGGAAGCUUGGAAACUAAGUACAAGUGGUCUGAAUAUGGACUCAUCUUCACAGAGAAAUGGAACACUGAUAAUACUUUGGGGACAGAAAUUGCAAUUGAAGAUCAGCUUGCCAAAGGUCUGAAGUUGACAUUUGAUACUACCUUCUCACCUAACACGGGGAAGAAGAGUGGCAGAGUCAAGAGUGCUUUCAAGCGUGAAUAUUUGAACUUGGGUUGUGACGUGGACUUUGACUUUGCAGGCCCAACCAUUCAUGGUUCAGCUGUAGCUGCUUAUGAAGGAUGGCUUGUUGGUUAUCAAAUGUCCUUUGAUACAGCCAAAUCAAAACUGACCCAGAACAACUUUGCAGUGGGCUACAAAACCGGCGAUUUCCAGCUACACACUAAUGUGAAUGAUGGUGCAGAGUUUGGAGGCUCAAUCUACCAGAAGGUCAGCGACAACCUGGAGACAGCUGUAAAUCUUGCCUGGAGUGCGGGAAACAACAGUACCCGCUUUGGCAUUGCUGCUAAAUAUCAGCUUGAUUCUACUGCUUCCAUUUCUGCAAAGGUCAACAAUUCCAGUUUAAUUGGAGUAGGUUACACCCAGACUCUUAGGCCAGGUAUUAAACUCACUCUGUCUGCCCUCGUUGAUGGAAAGUCAAUCAAUGCUGGGGGCCACAAACUUGGCCUGGGUCUGGAAUUGGAAGCUUGAGAUAUCCACCUCCUACCUUCAAUGACAAAGGGAUAUCGGAAGAAAGCAGCAUUUGGCCUUAUUCUGUAUUUCCAACAUGACCAAUGGGCGUUUCUGAAAGGGAUGUUUCGAAUCAACCACGUACUUGUAUUUUUAAUACUUUAAACUGUCAUUUUGUUUUUUGAGUGAAAUUGGUUAUGUCGCAGACGAUACCGAAGUCGUAGGACACUCAUUUCUAUAUUAUUUAAAAUCUAUUUAACUGUUAUUACACCAGUCUCCUAAUAAUGAAAUUGACCUUUACAAACUCAGUUGUGGCUGCAUGUUUUUUGGUUUAAUGUCUAUUUUGAGACGUCGUGGUGUUUUCAGUCCACCUACAGUUGGAUAAAUUGAAAUUAUCCACGUUGCAAUUAAAAUUUUAUGGAUUCUCAGUGUAUAGCAAAUUAUUCCAAAACUUAUUUUCGAUAUCCCGAACCCAUAACGACUGAUGCUGAAUAAAAAGGAAUAAAC